Austrofundulus limnaeus is the source of this 4239-nucleotide messenger RNA. RefSeq names its product myocardin related transcription factor Ab (gene mrtfab). The record is from RefSeq and is a predicted model, not a curated record. NCBI's taxonomy places the organism in Eukaryota, Metazoa, Chordata, Actinopteri, Cyprinodontiformes, Rivulidae. Gene Ontology annotation, cellular component: nucleus. Gene Ontology annotation, molecular function: transcription coactivator activity. Gene Ontology annotation, biological process: smooth muscle cell differentiation; positive regulation of transcription by RNA polymerase II.
GGACUUGAACUGGUGAAUAAACAAGCCGUGGUGCAGAGGCAAAUGGUUUAGUGUUAUUGACUCCUCACUCUUCGUUUCAUGUUGAUGGUUGAACAUAUUUUAGGAUAACAACAUCGCCUCUGACACACCGCUUUCUGCGGACUAACCUGUGGGAACGAUGUUGUUGUGAAGGAAGUGGGCAGUCGCGUCCCACGCACAGGAAGCUUUUCCGGUGAAAGUUUCCUUUGUGAUUGUGAAGUGGCAGCGGGAUGUUGAAGCAUAUCCUCCGACACAACAAAUAAGUGGCAACAAUGAUAGACACACUCCCUGCCUUCUGCUGACAUGGCAGGUCUCCACGUCAACGUUUGCUAACACAGGUCACUCUGUCAACAUGGCAUCAGUAGACUCACAGAAGGGGGAGGGGCCAAGCUCCAGUACUAUGGAAGUAAGUGGGUGUUCCGCCUCGGCCCCUAGCCCUCAGAGUGAAGCAGUGACCAACGAGCUUCAGGAGCUCUCGCUUCAGCCUGCUCCAAAUCUUCUGCCUCUGAAGGAGCGCAAGAAUGUCCUCCAGCUCAAGCUUCAGCAGAGACGCACUCGAGAGGAGCUCGUCAGUCAAGGGAUCAUGCCUCCUCUGAAGAGCCCUGCAGCCUUUCAUGAACAGAGGAAGAGUCUGGAGCGAGCAAGGACUGAGGACUACCUGAAGAGAAAGAUCCGCAGUCGUCCGGAGCGCUCCGAGCUCGUCAGGAUGCACAUUCUGGAGGAGACGUCAGCAGAGCCGUCUCUGCAGGCCAAGCAGCUGAAGCUGAAAAGAGCACGACUGGCCGACGACCUCAACGACAAGAUCUCUCACAGACCAGGUCCAAUCGAGCUGGUCCACAAGAACAUCCUGUCUGUGAGCUGUUCUCUGCAGCAGUCCCUGCUGGACUCUCCUAAAGGAGCCGGUGGGGAGAGCUCGUCUCUGGAUGAAGACAGCAGUGAUGCUCUGUCUCCUGACCAGCUGACCAAUCACGACUCUCCCCUGAGCACUGUCACUCAGCUGUCCCCCUCUGACGGGCUCACCCACAGUGGGGACAUGUCCCCCACGCAGUUUCUCACACAGCCUCCUCCUCCUCUGCCUCCUCCACCACCUCCUCUGGUCAAUAUGUCUGAAUCCUCCUCCCUCCCAAAGAUAUUUAAUGGGACCCCUCUGACUUCUGCGUCCCCCCGCCCCUCCUCUGGACAGGUCAAGUCUCAGGCUAAAACUGGUUCAGAGCGUCCCACACAGAGACCGAAGAAACCAAAGGACAACAAACCCAAGGUGAAGAAGCUGAAGUAUCACCAGUACAUCCCUCCGGACCAGAAGGCGGACAAGGAAAGACCCCCUCAGAUGGACUCAUCCUACGCCAAGCUGCUCCACCAGCAGCAGCUCUUCUUACAGCUGCAGAUCCUCAGUCAGCAGCAGCAGCACUACAACUACCACACCAUCCUGCCCGCCCCUCCCAAGCCACAAACUGAGCAGCCUCCCACCACCAGCUCUGCCCCCUCCCCAUCUCGCAGUGCUAACACCACUACCACCACGACCCCCUCUGGUCAGACCUCCACUGCCCGUCAGAGCCAGACUGCAGUGGGCAAAGCCAAACCAGCCUCUCUGCCAGCCAACCUGGAUGAGUUCAAAGUGGCUGAGCUGAAACAAGAACUAAAACUGCGUGGUUUGACCGUCUCCGGCACAAAGAAUGAUCUCAUUGAGAGGCUUCGUAACUACCAGGAACAGAGCAGCAGCAGCGCAGCGGUCCUGAAGACUGGACCAUGUCAGAGUGGCCCGCAGGGUUCCAGCACCAGCACCAGCUCUGAGCAGCUGGCAGCAGAGGGCGGGCUCAAGCUAGCCCUGUCCUCACUGGCUCAGGUGAUCCCAGGACGGCUCAUGAGGUUUGGCAGCACCAGCUCCAGCCCUCCCGUGUCCCCCACGCCGUCUGAGCGCUCUCUGGCUGGCCUGAGUCCGGACGAGGCCAGCUGUAAUGGAGACAUGUUUGGGGAGAUGGUGAGUUCUCCCCUCACCCAGCUCACCCUGCACCCCUCCCCUCAGCACCCCCUCUCACAGCCUUUCUCUGGUGUUAAAGAGGAGAUUCAGAGCUCCUGCAGCCUGGCCAGGUCCACGUCAGGAUCUGUGCAGCCCACAGAGUCCCUGUCUGGACUCUCCAUGGACUUCAUGGACAAAGACCAGAUGCUGCAGGAGAAGGACAAACAGAUCGAGGAGCUGACUAAGAUGCUGAGGCAGAAGCAGCAGCUGGUGGAGACCCUCAGGUCUCAGCUGGAGCAGGGCAAGAUGACUGCUGGGGUGGUGGUGAAGAAGGAAGGCAGCGAGCCGAGCAGAACCUUCCCCGUGGUUGAAGUCCAGUCUGUAAUAAAGGCCUCGGCCGUUCAGCCCCCCAUGGUGCUGACGGUGAAGGAAGAGGCGGAGCCUGAGGAGGAAAUGGAGGGUCUAACCAAGGAGGGUCAGGGGAAGAAGCCAAGCCAGGCCCUGCAGUGCUCCCAGGAGACUCUGCUGAGGCUCCAGCACAUCCAGCGGCUCCAGACUGAGCAACACAAACAGCAGCAGCAGGGUCAGGUGCAGCAGCAGGGUCAGGUGCAGCAGCAGGGUCAGGUGCAGCAGCAGGGUCAGGUGCAGCUGCACACAAGUCCUGAGGCUAAACAACAACAAGAGCAGAAACAGAAGGCUCAGAUCCUGCAGCAGCAGCAGCUGCAGCAGCUCAUCAUACAGCAAACCCAGCAGAAACUCACACAGCACAAGCUGCUGCAGCUGAAUCAUCUGAAACAAAGCCAACAGGAGGUCCAGGCCCAGCAGAAGAACCAGCUGAAGCAGGUUCAGAUCCAGAACCAGAAGUCUGCAGUUAGCCAAAGCCAGCAGAGGAGACAGCAGAGGGCUCAUCAGAGGCAGCAGCAGAAGCAGACAGCAGCAGCAGCAGCAGCAGCAGCAGCAGCAGCAGCAGCCUCCACACAGCAGGUGACUCCAGUCAUCAUCAACCAACAAAACAACACUCCACUUCACACUCAGGCCAUUUCAUUGGACCUGAAGGCCAACGGCACCCCCACACUGGUGACGGACAGCAACGGUAACCACUAUCUGAUCGCUCUGACCAGUCACACUGCAGACAGGCCCAACGGAACGUCCUCACUCCCCAAAAUCAAUGGACGCAUCACACUGCAGAGACUACAGUCGACACCCAGUAAACUCCCGAGCUCUGACAGCAAAUCCAAAGAGAGGACGGAGGCGGAGCCUGUGAGCCAACCAGACAGGAAGGGACAGAAGGCCGGGCUGCACCUGGACACCAGUGGUGUCCCCCAGCCCAGUUUGUCCCACACGGCUCCAGCCAGCCUGCAGCCUUUCUUUGAUGACACGUCAGACAGAGACAGCCAAACCAGCCUUAUGUCAUCUCUAAAGAGAGUGGACGUGUGUCCUCCAUACGACCGGCACACACUCUUCACCCCUCCCUCUCCUAAAUGCAACAUUUCUGUCCCUCCUCAGCGCUCCAAAGACAAUGGUGUGAACAACCAGCAGAUGGAUGAUCUGUUUGACAUCCUGCUCAGGAGUGGAGCCCACCCCCACAGAGCCUCUGGCGCCCCCCCAGCCCCCUGCAGGAGAAGCGUGUGGGGGCAGCGGACGUCUGGAGGACUUCCUGGAGAGCACCACGGGCAGCCCUCUGCUGGGCAUGGAGCCUGACGGUGGUCUGACGCUGAUCGACGACCUCCACAGCCAGAUGCUGAGCACCCCCAGCAUCCUGGACCACCCUCCCUCCCCCAUGGACACGUCGGACCUGGGCUUCUCCCCCCCCUCUGCGGGGCUGGACUUCGGGGUCCCCUCCUUGGACAGCAUGGACUGGCUGGAUAUCUCCAUGGGGACUGAAGGCGGAGGCAGAGGAGGCAGUGUGGCCGGGGGGACGAGUUUAGCCCCUCUGGCACCACACACCCCCCCGAGUGUGUUCUCUGCUGACUUCCUGGACAGUUCAGACCUGCAGCUGCACUGGGAGUCCUGUCUGUAGCUGCUGCUGCUGCUGCUGUGUACAGGCUGAGGCUUUAUUCUCUAUGCUGUCUCUACCACUGCUGGGGCACUGACACACACACACACACACACACACACACACACACACACACACACACACACACACACACACACACACACACACUGUCUCUUCCUGAGGACAAAUAUGCAACAAGUGAACUUCCUGUCAAACCUGAACCUGGUCAGAUAGUCGGAGCUGCAGUUGUCAGACAGGAAGCAGCAGA